AUGCAUCCCCUCGCUACCGUCUCCGUGUGCCUAGCCAUCAUACUCACUGCCAUUGCCGCCGGAAAACCCCCCAAUAUUGAGACUGCCACUCUCAUUGUUGAUCCUCCUGCCGGCGUGGCCGCGACACCCACCACCGCACAAGAACCCAAUCUCAUCAGCGCGAACAUGGCGCCCAUCUUGUCUGAUACGCUAGAGCCGCACACUCCACCUUCCAACGCCUGCGGCCAAGCCGUGCAAAUGAGCUUCUUCGGCAGCACCUGGAUCCUGUCCAACGCGUGCCAUCCGUUUACCAAGAAAGGCGACAUUGCCGCGCUCGUGGUCGAGUUCAUCAACGAGGGUUACACGAACCGCAAGAGUUGCGCGUUCGGUCUGUAA
This is a messenger RNA of Paraphaeosphaeria sporulosa, 375 nucleotides long. RefSeq lists its product as uncharacterized. The record is from RefSeq and is a predicted model, not a curated record. Bases 1 to 375 code for a protein of 124 amino acids. NCBI's taxonomy places the organism in Eukaryota, Fungi, Ascomycota, Dothideomycetes, Pleosporales, Didymosphaeriaceae. The transcript has a single exon.